AUGUCAACAGAUUUUGUCAAUGACCCAUCUGAAAUGAAAUUUAGAGGCACUUUUUCAUACAAAAACGACAAUAUAAGUGUUGUCGAAUUUGGCAACAAUGUCAACAUGAGAAUCGAAAAAAUAAGUCCUAACAUCGCAAAAAUUUAUUUUGUGGAUGAUCAAGGGAAUAGCAUUCAAAUUCCGAAUAAUGUCGCUCUUAAAGAUACUCUCAAUAACUUUAAUGAAACGCCUCAAGUAGUUAAUGGGUUUGGAACCUAUUUUGUCUCUUGGAUUUCUAACUAUGUGUUACUGCAGAAUGAUGUUGCAGUUUUUAUAUUAAAGAACCAACAACAACAAUCAAUAGAAGGAGUGGAUGGGUUUAGAUACUCUACUAUUGAGCAAUAG
Dentiscutata erythropus is the source of this 384-nucleotide messenger RNA. NCBI's taxonomy places the organism in Eukaryota, Fungi, Glomeromycota, Glomeromycetes, Diversisporales, Gigasporaceae. The record is from the annotation of a GenBank genome assembly.